ACGUGUAAUCAGUUUUGCAUUGUAGGUAACUGUAGAUUUGAUCAAGUGUUUUUGCUCACAAACUUAUAAUAAAUUAUUUUAUUAACAAUAAACAAACAGAUUUAUGUGUACCUAUGUCUAGGUCGCCAAAAGUGGUCACGCUAAUUUGUCCAUGACUGUCAGUCUUUAAUAGUUUCUCGUCGGCGAUAGUUAUCAAUCUAACCUAACUCUCAGCUGGCAGCAAAGUAAUUUAACCGGCAGUAAAAAGGCCACAUGGGAGCACGAGCACAUUUGUUUAUCUACGAUGUUGUCUAUAAGUAACAUUAAAAUGAUUAAUUUCGCGAAGCAUUUAAUUUGGAAAAAUCAUACAGGUAACACGUACUCUCAUUUAAGAAGUUUUCGUGACAAAUACAAGCAUGUGGUUCAGGCUUUUAAUUAUUGCACGGAGUACAACACUAUUGAUGUUGCUGAUGUUGUCGAAUCCAAAUCGAGUGUUGAUCCCAGAGUCGAGGCAUUACGAGAAAAAUUGUUAUUUUGCGAUCAUCUGGAUCACCAUAAAGUGGAAGUAGGUUACUUAAUGCGUUUCAAACAGCGAAAAAUAGCCGAAACGAAAGAAAAGAGAGCAAAGACUAAGACUCUCAUUAAUGUUCCUGUGUACAGCGUAUUCUUGGACAAUGAUAAAGGCGACGACAAUGAUUUGCCAAAGGAAAAUACAAAUAUUGAAGAGGAAGACGUAAUAAGGCCUGUACACAUGCCGUAUGCCAGCACAGAUGAAUACACUAGUGUGGAUACAUCUCUGAACAAUUCAGAAAAGAAUAAGAAUGCUUCAGAUCAGAGUUUCGAUGAAAAUAUAACAUCAUUGAAUGAAAAGUACAUGGCUCUGUAUGACAAGUACUUAGAAGCAAAGACAGCAGUUUCUGGUGAGGAGAAAGAGGUAACUCUGAAGGAUUACAUGAAAGAAUUUGAAACAACCAGAUCAUACAAGACAGAUUUUUCCACUGUCCCACCUAAUUGGAUGGUUGACUUUGAGGAAUUCGACGAUACACUUGAAGAAGACACAUGGUUCAAGAAUUACGGCACUCCAGAUCCAAACUCCAGUGUCAGUUUAGUACCAUGCGGUGGAUGCGGUGCCUUUCUGCACUGCAGAGACCCUGCCAUACCAGGUUACUUGCCCUCAGAGUUGUUUCAGAGAAAGAGUGAGCGGAGACUGCGGCGUAUGAUUUGUCAGAGGUGCCAUUUCCUAAAGUAUUACAACACCGCGCUGGAUGUGAAGGUAUCGCCAGAUGAAUACAUAAAUCUCUUGAAGGUAAUAAAGAGGAAAAAGUGUGCCGUUAUUCUGAUGGUCGACCUGACAGACUUUCCAUGCAGCAUAUGGCCUGACAUAAGUAGCGUACUGAGUCCUGGAACGGCAGUAUUCGUGGUAGGGAACAAGAUCGAUCUGUUGCCCCAAGAUUCAAAAGGUUUCUUCGUACACGUCAAGGAGUGCCUGUCGAAGGCCGUGGAAAAUACAGGAAUCCCAAAAGAAAACAUUAAACACGUGGAACUUGUAUCUGCCCAGACUGGUUAUGGCAUAGAACAACUGAUAAAUAAACUCCAUUCCUUAUGGAAAUACAAAGGAGACGUUUAUCUGAUUGGAUGCACGAAUGUAGGGAAAUCCUCAUUGUUCAAUGCUCUACUGCAGUCUGAUUACUGCAAAGUGCAAGCCGUCGAUCUUAUACAACGUGCAACCAUUUCCCCUUGGCCGGGUACAACGUUGAACCUCCUAAAAUUCCCGAUUUUGAACCCUGUUAAGUGGAGACUCUACGAAAGAAUGAUGCGACUGAAAAGUGAACGAGUAUUGACCCAGGCUGAAGCGAGUGCUAGAAUGGAGGAGUUCCACAUAACGGGUAAAUUAAAAUACGCCACGUUGCAAAAUCGCAUUGGCAGGACAUUUCGAUCGAAAUCAGAGCUCACGCGACAAAUCAAUCCGUUCUUGGAAACGAAGUUCACAAAGCGGCAAGAACAAUUUGGCUUCGACGAGAAUGAGGAGGAGUAUAGAGAGAGCCGCUGGUGUUAUGAUACUCCCGGUACCAUUCAGCCGGAUCAAAUUUUAGAUCUGUUAACGACGCAAGAACUUCUAACGGUUCUGCCGGAUCAGAUAAUCUCACCUAGAACUUUUAUCCUACACUCGAGUCAAACGAUAUUCUUGGGCGGAAUGGGCAGGCUGGAUUACUUGGAAGGCGAUAAGUUUAUUAGGUGCACGAUAUUUUUAAGCGACAAAAUACCAGUGACUGUAACUCUUACUAAAGAUGCGGACAGUGUAUAUGAUGAGUUACUUAAAACGAAAGCCUUCGUCGUACCUGAGAAUAAUCCAAACCGGUUGAAGUACUGGCCGGCAAUGGGAUCUAAGGAGAUGGAAGUUACUUGUAUUGGAAGAAAAGAAUCGGUUGCUGACGUAGUUCUGUCCAAUGCAGGGUGGAUCGCGAUCUCCGGUAAAAAAGAUCAACGUGUUUUAUUGAAGGCUUGGACUCCGCAAGGACGUGGUUUGUACCUCAGAACGCCGGCGCUCUUGAAGAGCUCAGUUAUCCUGCAUGGCAAGCGAGUUUCAGAUAUACCGACAUAUAAAAGUGGACGUCAGGUGUAUAACAAAUAAAAAAAGAUUUCUUAUCCAUAUUUUUAUUCCUAGGAUAUUCUCAUGUCACAUAGUUGUUUAUUUAAUCGAUUUAAUUACUUAGAAAUACAUGUACAUAUUGUCACUAAAUGCACCUACUACAAUGGCUGAAA
Messenger RNA from Ooceraea biroi (clonal raider ant), 2742 nucleotides. Its product is annotated as nitric oxide-associated protein 1. Gene Ontology annotation, molecular function: GTP binding. Lineage: Eukaryota; Metazoa; Arthropoda; Insecta; Hymenoptera; Formicidae. The record is from RefSeq and is a predicted model, not a curated record.